Messenger RNA from Brassica rapa (field mustard), 1585 nucleotides. RefSeq names its product putative F-box/LRR-repeat protein At5g02700. Gene Ontology annotation, molecular function: protein binding. The record is from RefSeq and is a predicted model, not a curated record. NCBI's taxonomy places the organism in Eukaryota, Viridiplantae, Streptophyta, Magnoliopsida, Brassicales, Brassicaceae.
AAAAAGGAAACCCUAAACAUAUUUGCAAAUCAUAGAACAAUAGUUAGCAUGGCGGGUUGGCUAGGGAGACGGCGCCAGCGACAACGUCGUAAAAAAACUAGACACCGCAAAACUAAACGAGCAAAGGAUGUUCGUGGAGAUUUCAUCAGCUCCAUGCCAGAUGAGAUCCUUCACCAUAUUCUCUCCUUUACCGUCACCAUCUCAGCCAUCAGAACUUCUGCCUUGUCGAGACGAUGGAGGCAUUUAUGGCGCGAGUUAACUUCUCUCUACAUCCAUGACUUUGGACCACAGGCUCGAGGGAUAAACCAAAUCCUAACUCACUACACAGCUCCCAAAAUCAUGUCCUUCCAUCUUGGUAUCUACAAUGAUAAUCACUCUACUGCUCAGAUUAAUAGCUGGAUCGAGUUCGCUAUGUCCCGCAGAGUCCAGGAUCUGUCUUUGACCUUCUUUAAUCACAGGAAGUAUACUUUUCCAGAUUUUUUUAAUCUUAGUUCUUCUAUAGAGCAACUAAGCGUAAAAUUAAGGGAUAGACAUAUGAUUCCGGGAGCCACAGUGUCAUGGGAAUCGCUAAGGAACUUGUCACUGCGCAGAUGUCGUAUUCGAGAUGAAUCCAUUGUAAAGAUUAUUUCUGGCUGUCCAAAGCUUGAAUUCUUGGCAUUGUAUUACUGCGCUCUAUUUAAUUGUCUUGACCUGAGUAAGUCACUGAGUCUGACAAGAUUGGAAAUGAAGCACCACCCUUGGCUGUCACGAUCAACUAAGAUUAUAGCUCCAAACAUCCAUUAUUUGAGAUUGAAAACUUCAGACACAUGUAAUUUAGUGGACGUCUCUUCUUUAACUGAGGCUUACCUUGAUAUUGGCAUUGAUGGAAACUUUUCUUUCUCGGUUGAUUAUCUUCUGACCAUGGUGUUAAAGAUGAUAGCAAAAUUGCAGAAUGUAGAGAGACUUACUGUUAGUAAAACAGUUCUUCAGAUUCUGUCUGUUGCUGAGAUCCGACGUUUUCCUUUCCGAGUGCUCAGAGUCCAAACUUUGAUUGUUAAAAUAAAGUUUGUUCGAUCUGCUAUUCCUGGUACUGCAUGGUUACUACAAAAUUCACCCGGCUUAAAGAAGCUUAUAGUACACACAACGGACAAAGGCAGAAUGAUGGAUGAUAAAUAUGUUGGCAGCUAUCUGAAUUCACAAGGCUUGAAAUUGGAUAAAUACUGGAGAUUGAAAUACGGUGCUUUUCCUACCUCAUGUGAGACGUAUUCGAUGCGUUCUAAAGAUUCAACGUGGAAACUAUUGGCUUCGUUCAUAGAAUGUCUGCUGAGAAACACAAAGAUGCUAGAGACACUGGUUGUAUGGUUGGGAGGUUCUGACUUCAAUGCAAAAUGGUUUAAAGGGCUGCUCCGGAUGGUUCCAACACUUUCUGACAACACUAAUGUCUCCAUUAUGCUGAAACUAAGCAAUUGCUAAGUAUUUGCAUCCGUGUUCUAUUUAACCGGUUAUCUUUUACAGCACUUUGUAAUGAAAUUAUUUUUAUUGUAUAUGAAUUUCUGAGUGAAAGUUUCACAGUUGACUCUUCGGAUGUUCUAUCGUUUUUUUUUUU